AUGAUGGAAAGAAUAAGAAAAGAGAUGAUUCUGAUGGAGAGAGGGCUCCAUAGUCCUACUGCUACCAAGAGGUUCUCCAAUUUGUCCGAUUCGGCUGGCAGUGCUGUGCUGGAGGCCUUGGAAAAUUCGCAGCACCCGGCUCGCCUCAGUCCGCGCCUGCCGUCCGCUCCCCUGCACGGCGCUCUGGGAGACCUCCCCGCCAAGGGCAAAUUCGAAAUAGACACUUUGUUCAACCUGCAGCACCCGAGCAGCGAAAGCACCGUCUCCUCCGAAAUCGCCUCCGCCACCGAGAGCCGCAAGAAGCCAGGUCAUUACUCAGAGGCGGCCGCCGAGGCCGACAUGAGCAGCGACGUGGAGGUGGGGUGCUCGGCACUACGCUCCCCCGGCGGCCUGGGCGCCGCGCCGCUCAAGGAAAACAAUGCCAAAGGGUACGCGGAGAGCGGCUCAGUCGCGGGUACCACGACGUCGGCCUCCAGCUCGGGCCUCGGCAGUCUGCAUGGAGGUGGCAGCGGCAACAGCGGGGGUGCGGCGUUGGGUGGCUCCGGUUCCGGCUCUGGCGCCGAUCAGGUGCGGCGAUACCGUACGGCGUUCACCCGUGAACAGAUCGCGCGCCUGGAGAAGGAGUUCUACCGGGAGAACUACGUGUCUCGGCCUCGCCGAUGCGAGCUGGCCGCUGCUCUCAACCUGCCCGAAACCACUAUCAAGGUGUGGUUCCAGAACCGGCGCAUGAAGGACAAACGGCAGCGCCUGGCCAUGUCUUGGCCGCAUCCAGCGGACCCCAGCUUUUACACCUACAUGAUGACGCACGCGGCGGCCACCGGAAGCCUACCCUACCCUUUCCAUUCGCACGUGCCGCUGCACUACUACCCGCACGUGGGCGUCACCGCGGCUGCAGCGGCGGCCGCAGCCUCCGGAGCUGCAGCGGCGGCGUCGUCGCCCUUUGCCACUUCCAUCCGUCCUCUGGACACCUUUCGUGCGCUCUCGCAUCCCUACUCGCGGCCCGAGCUGCUUUGCAGCUUCCGCCACCCCGGGCUCUACCAGGCUCCCGCCGCCGCCGCCGGGCUCAACAGCGCGGCGUCGGCAGCUGCUGCAGCGGCGGCUGCUGCUGCAGCGGCCUCCUCGGCGGCGGCGGCCGGGGCGCCCCCCAGCGGCAGCUCGGCGCCCUGCUCGUGCCUCAGUUGUCACAGCAGCCAGUCCGCAGCCGCCGCCGCCGCAGCCGCAGCCGCAGCGCUGGGCUCCCGGGGCGCCGGUGGCGGCGGUGGUGGUGGUGGCGGCGGGGGAGCCGGGACGGCGGGCGCCUCGGACUUUGGCUGCAGCGCCGCCGCGCCGCGCUCCGAGAGCGGCUUCUUGCCCUACUCGGCCGCGGUGCUUAGCAAGACCGCCGUCAGCCCGCCCGACCAGAGGGACGAGGCGCCGCUCACCAGAUAA
This is a messenger RNA of Arvicola amphibius (Eurasian water vole), 1428 nucleotides long. RefSeq names its product even-skipped homeobox 2 (gene Evx2). The record is from RefSeq and is a predicted model, not a curated record. The coding region runs from base 1 to 1428 and encodes 475 amino acids. NCBI's taxonomy places the organism in Eukaryota, Metazoa, Chordata, Mammalia, Rodentia, Cricetidae. Gene Ontology annotation, biological process: regulation of transcription by RNA polymerase II. The transcript has 3 exons. Gene Ontology annotation, cellular component: nucleus. Gene Ontology annotation, molecular function: RNA polymerase II cis-regulatory region sequence-specific DNA binding; DNA-binding transcription factor activity, RNA polymerase II-specific.